UCCUCUCUUGGGGUGGCUUGGGGGGGACACAGACAUGCUGCCGGAGCAGCAGGAUCUCCACCCUCCUCCAUGGCAGGGUGUGGGUGCCCACAGGCUGCACCAAACUCAGGUUCCCCUGCGGGACCGGGGCACCCCACGCAGCCAGGGCUGGCCCUGCUCCCCGGCCCCACACCAGCUCCAAGGGGCCCAGAGCUUUUGGGGGUCCUGGCUGUCCCCAGCCCAGCACGGGGGCUGCAGAAGGGUGGGUUGGGGACCAGUCAUACCCCACCUGGAGCUGCCCAUGUCAGCUCCAGGGUUGCCCACUCCCUGCACUGUGCUGUAGGGACAGCCCUGGGCUGGGGGGGGGCUGGGGACAAGAGGACGAGGCAGCCCCUGGGCUCAGGCACGUGGCUGAGGAGAAGCCACAGACUCAACCUGCCCCAACCCCUCGGGCUGCCUGAGCCCAGCCCCAGCUGCCAGCCAGGGAGUGCGUGUGCCCUGUGCCCAGUACCGGCAGCUCCUGGGGGGCCAGCUCCGAUCUGUGCCAUGGGGGCCAUGUGGUGCCCUGAUGAAGCCCCUGGCACACUGUGCUCAGGGUGCUUGCCAGCUGUCCCUGUGCCCUGGCUGGGUGUCAGCAUCCUUCCAUGCCCAGCACUGGCACCCGUCACCCCAGGUGGUCCGUGGCCAUCCUCUCCAUAGAGGGACAAGGGGGGACCAGUGACACCCCCUGCCCCGGCCAUCCUGGGGCACAGGGCUGGGGCAGCAGCGCCAUGCCAGGGGGGCUGUGCCCUGUGCCGGGGGCACUGGGGUGCCGGAGGGGCUUGUCUCGGGGCGCCAGCUCACCCCACCACGAUACCCUCUCACCCCACUGGGGCGAGCCGGCAGUUCCUGCCCCACCGGCAAUGCACACCAUAAUUAGCGCAGGCAGGGCAGAAGCAUCAGUGAUAAUUGGUGGUGACUCGUUAGCACUGGAGCGCUGCGUGCUCGGGGCGCAGCAGGACUUUCCGGCAGGGCUGGUCUGCGGGGACGGCUGACAUCCCGGUGCGCCGGGGGCCGUGAGGCCAUGCGGGGCCUGGCUGGCUCCCCGCUGCCAGAGUGGGGCUGGGGCUGGGUGCGGGCGUGGGGGCGAGCACCGUCAUCGCCUUCGCUUCAUGCCGCAGCACGCCCCGGCCUCACCACCCCCUCGUAAAAGGCACGGCUGUGGGCCGACGUCGGGGUGCUGCCAGCACAGAAGGCGAGAGCACGGGGUCCGGGCGGAGGUAGGCAAAGGAAGCCAGAAGGCAGGGGAGGAAAAGGGGUGCCGGGGGCUGUUUGCUGGCUGGACUUUUCCCACAGGUUUCCUGUAGCACCCACAACCCCACACGAGGGGACUUGACAUGAGCUGUGCCCUCGCAGGGGUGGGUGCCUGCAGCACCAUGAACCGGAUCACGGUGUAUGAGCGUGCCAACUUCGAGGGGCUGAGCCGGGAAUUCACCUGCGACGUGCCUGACCUGCACGAGCUGGAUUUUGGGGACUGCAUCGCCUCCCUGAAGGUGGUGGGGCAGCCCUGGAUUGCCUACACAGACCCCAAGUAUGAGGGGGAGCCACAUGCCUUCGAAGAGGGCGAGUACCCCUCUGUGGGGCGGCCCAACAGCUUCUCAGCGCUGCGCCUUGUGCACCACGACCUGGGGGACCCCCAGAUCACCCUCUACGAGCGCCCCAACUUCCAAGGCGCCUGCAAGGUGGUGACAGAGGAGACCAACUUGGCGUACGGGUACUUCAACGACCGGGUGGCCUCCCACGUGGUGCAGCGGGGCGUCUGGCUGCUCUACCAGCACCCCGGCCGGGGCGGUUGGCACUGCCUGGCAUGGCCCGGUGAGCGUCUCGCCGACUACAAACCCGAGCUGAACUUCCAGGCUCGGUUGUCCCACCUGCGCCCGCUGCGGCCCGGGCAGCCCCUGGUCUCGGCAUGUCUCCUCUGGGAGCAGAAGCGGGUGGAGGCAGAACGGGAGGUGCUGGUGGAUGAGAUCGAGGGGGUGAAUGAGACUGAGUCGGAGCAGGUGCUGGCAGCCAGCAGCAGCCGGGAGUAUGCCACCACGCUCUGGCAGAGCUUCCACUUCAGCAACGCCACCAGCCUCAAAGCCGGGCUCUCCUUCACGCUGAUCGUGGAAGCCUCCAACGUCUUCACGGUGCAAAAAGGACGCAGCGAAUCCAGCACCCGCCGGGAACGCGUGGAGGUGCAGCUGCCGGCUAAGAUCCCCCCGCGCACGGCGCUCAGCAUCCAGGUAUUGCGGAAGGAGGUGACGCUCUCCGUCCCGGUCCUGCUCACCAUCACCCAGAACGAAGCCGUUCAUACAGAGAUGGGCGAGUACCGCAGUAUCUCGGGUACCAACAUCAGCGCCCGCUACAGCUUGAAGCCUCUGCCUGCCGCAGGCAGGGAGCAGGCAGCCACUGAGGGGACAGAGCAGGUGCCCAGCACCGGGAUGGAGCUGUAGCUGUAGCCAGGCACCGGCUCCGUCCCCUCGGUGGUGUGGGACCCCCGGGGACACCGGCGCUGCCUCUCCGACCCGCCCAUGGAGGAGCCAGGACCCGCCCUGCCCGGCCGCGUCGGGCGGCUCCGGCCGGCGGGAUCUGCCGGUGCCUCCUUCCGCCGGCGGUGGCCAAUAAACC
This is a messenger RNA of Grus americana (Whooping crane), 2628 nucleotides long. Its product is annotated as epidermal differentiation-specific protein-like. NCBI's taxonomy places the organism in Eukaryota, Metazoa, Chordata, Aves, Gruiformes, Gruidae. Gene Ontology annotation, molecular function: structural constituent of eye lens. The transcript has a single exon. The coding region runs from base 1356 to 2453 and encodes 365 amino acids. Gene Ontology annotation, biological process: lens development in camera-type eye; visual perception. The record is from RefSeq and is a predicted model, not a curated record.